AUGAAGAACAAGGGAGCCAAGCAGAAACUCAAGAGGAAGGGAGCCACAAGUGCAUUCGGCUGCGACCUCACAGAGUAUCUGGAGAGCUCUGGGCAGGAUGUCCCCUACGUGCUGAAGAGCUGUGCGGAGUUCAUUGAGACUCAUGGCAUUGUGGAUGGGAUCUACCGCCUCUCAGGAGUGACAUCUAACAUACAAAAGCUGAGACAAGAGUUUGUUUCUGACCAAUGCCCGGAUCUGACAAGGGAAGUUUACCUCCAGGACAUCCACUGCGUGGGGUCGCUCUGCAAGCUGUACUUCAGGGAACUGCCCAACCCUCUCCUCACUUAUGAGCUCUACAAGAAAUUCACGGAAGCAGUAUCACGCUUCCCCGAGGACGAGCAGUUGGCACGAAUUCAAAAUGUCAUCCAGGAGCUCCCCCCAUCGCAUUACAGAACGCUGGAAUACCUGAUCAAGCACCUGACUCACCUGGCCUCCUUCAGCAACAUGACCAACAUGCACACCAGAAACCUGGCCUUGGUGUGGGCUCCCAAUCUCCUCAGGUCAAAGGAGAUUGAGGCAGUUGGCUGCAAUGGGGAUGCAGCUUUCCUGGAGGUGCGAGUGCAGCAGCUGGUGAUCGAGUUCAUCCUGAAUCACGUGGAUCAGAUCUUCAACAACAACAGAAAAGCCAGCUGUGCGGAUAAUAUUGAGAGUGCAUCAGUUGUGAAAAGUCUGACUCUCCCCUCGGCCUCCCUGCCGAUGAAACUGGUGAGCCUGGAAGAAGCGCAGGCACGGAGUCUGUCUGCCUCCCACCCUGCUCGGAAGGAAAGAAGAGAGAACAGCUUGCCUGAAAUUGUCCCUGUAACUGGGUCCCUCUUCCACACAGUUGUUGACCUCCCUGACAGCAAGAGAAAAUUAUCUACCAAGUCCAAGAAAUGGAAGUCGAUAUUUAACUUGGGCCGUUCUGGCUCAGAAUCAAAGUCGAAACUGAGUCGAAACGGGAGUGUCUUCGUAAGGGCACAGAAGCUCUCUGAAAAAGCAACUAUUCGGCCCGCGAAGAGCAUGGACUCGCUGUGUUCCCUGCCAGUGGAAGGGGAAGAUGAAAAGAGCAGAUUCAAACGGACAGUGACUACUGGAGGGUUUUUUGUUCCGGUGAUGAAGAUGCGGACAGGAGGCACAGGCAGCUCAUAUGACCUCAGCAAGGAGAAUGAGUGGGAGCGGGAAGGAUCUGCUGUGGGGGCCAAAGGAUGCUCAGAGCUGAGUGGGGAGAAGGGUCCUCCCCGGACACCGCAGGCAAAGUCACCCCCUGAGCAGCUGAAGGUCUUCCGGGCAGCAGAGGAUGCCGAAAACGAGCAGACUUCCCCCAAAGGCGGCCGCAUGUUCUACACCUCUGAAACAGCUGCCAAGUCAGCCCUGAACAUCUCAGAGCCCUUUGCUGUCUCUGUCCCCCUCCGGGUGUCUGCUGUCAUCAGCACCAACAGCACCCCCUGCCGCGUACCUGCCAAGGAGAAGCUUUCCCUCUCCAGCCUAGAGGAGCUGUCUUCACUAGUGGCUGAGAGCACGAGCCCCUCUGCCCUGGAAGCGGGGAUGCACACGAGGACAGAGCAAGCACCGGAGCGGAAGGAGAAACAGCCAGGGCCCACUCUGCCAGCGGAAGCAUCUAGAGGCUCUCACCCUGAGGAGCUGGUGGCAGCCAGGAAACCUGAGUCCUUAGAAACUCCACAGCUACCAGCAGAAAAUCAGGAGACGUUAUGUGGGCAAAGCAGCUGCACAAGCAGCACCAGCAGCCCCCAGCAGGCCUCAGAGCAGAGUCCCACCUUGGAACAAACGCCAGCCUCAGAGGUUCAUAUGGGGCUGCUCACUGCAGACAAGGCAGAGCAAGGACAGCUCAAGACGAAGGAUGUCUCCUCAGAAGGCAGCUGUGGCCAGCAGGAGAUUGAGACGGCUAAGACAGAAGAAGGGUCGCGCUUAAGAGCUGUGACUGAGGAGGACCCUGCAAAUGCCCAUCUAGAACCGCUGUGGCCAGAGAUACAGCAGGAACUGAAAAUUAUCGAACCUGAAGAGGAGCUCUUGCUCUUGCCAGCAGCUGUCUCCAAGACAGCCCUAAUUUCUGAAUCUUCUUCUUCAGUACAAUCAGAUAGUUCUUCUUCUGGCCCAGGGCAGAGUCCAACACUGUCUGAGCAGAAAUCUGCAAGCAGAACACCACAGAUAACAACUCAGGUGCCUUUAUUUAGUGCCACCGGCAUGGAACGACAAGACAGCCUCCACAACUGCCAGUCUGAUGUGGUUGCACAGCAGAGCUGUGCUUCAGCCCUACCCAAACUGGGUACUCUUCCGACUGGCACAGCUGCUCCAAAGAACCACCACCCAGUGGUGGACAGCAGGAGUGAAUGUCUCACUCCUCCCCUGGACUGGAAGCUUCAUAGUCAAUCAGAAUUUAAUGAGGUUGCCCCAAGUGAUGAAUUUUCUUGUUCCAAAGGAGCAUGUACAGAGUCAGGGAGAGAAAAAGAUAGCACUUGCCAGCUGCAGAGGGAAAAGGAUGGUCUUACCAGAGUCCAAACUCAGAGGGAGAAGCCUGAGAUAACGACUGCUGAUGAAAGGGACACUUUCUCCUCCAAGGCGCUGAGUGGAGCUGGAAUCCAGGAGCUGAAGGAGGGCAAUGCUGUUAGCAGAACCCAUGAUGCUGGUGACCAGGAUGACGAGGAUACCUGGACAGAUAAUGUGCAGAGCUUAGAACUUGUGGAGCCAUGGGAGGAUCACCAGUGGGUUACAAGCCCACUCCAUUCCCCCACCUUUAAGGACCUUCAGGAGAAGAUGAUACAGGAGUUUCAGCCACAGAGCCAGAGAGCAGAGACAGGCCUUUCUCUUAGACCACGAUUCAGUCGCAGCCUCUCCCUGGACAGUAAAGACACAGUGAUGAGUCUGUGGACUAUCCCAUUCUCUUUCAUAGAUGCCACUGACCAGCAGCAACCAUGCAGUGACAUUCUGCCAGUGACUUGUGAGCUUCCCAAAACACAACCCAUCUCCCCCUCUAGUUUGGGCAAAACUAAGCAAGGUGAGAAUGGCACAAGUCCUCCAGAAGAACCUUUGAAACCUGAGGAGCUGAGGUACCCCCUCAGCAGGGAGGAAGCACCAGCUGAGAAAGAAGGACCCUCCGGAAUCCCUCUUUCAGAGCCAGAGGAAAAGAAAGUGGAUGUGAGCAAAGAAAACCCUUGGAGCUCAAAGCUUGAGCUGUCUUUACCGUACCAAAAUAGCCCAGGCAGUUCUUCACAGGUGAAGAACACAAAGGAGGAGUUAUCCAUAUCUCAGGACACUGCCCUGGAAGGAGAGACUGUUACCAAAGCAUUGUGCUCUGCCACUGAGUCACAGCUGAGUAAUAAAGGUGAAGAAACACCUCGCAAAGUGAAGACUAGGCCAUCAUCCCUCAACUUGGAUUCGCUCCUUCCAGCCCCAGAUUUCUUCACAUUUGAGAGCCUGUCCAUGCCCUCUGCCCCUGGGAACCUCUUGUGCGGGCAGAAGGAAGUAAAAAGCAGUGAUUCUGUCCCAUCCCUGCCAACUACCUGCCCUGCUGCCAGUAAAGGCAUUCCCUGGGGGUCUCGUUUCAAUGCCCACGUGGAUUUAGACUUGGAUUACCUGGCAGUGGCCCACGCCACCACUGGCCGUCGUAACUCUGCCCCUGUCAGCGUGUCGGCGGUCAGGACCUCCUUCAUGAUUAAGAUGUGCCAGGCUAGAGCAGUGCCCGUGAUACCGCCCAAGAUUCAGUACACUCAGAUCCCCCAGCCCCUGCAAGCUCAGAACACUGCUCUGCCAGCUGAGAAGAAGGAAUCAGAAGCCAAGCAGGCCAUUACGCAGACUCAACGGGUGGCAUGGAGCCACCUGGAGGCCCCCAAGAGCCCACUGACAGAGAAGAAAGCCAAAGCAGAGAAAGAAAACAGUGACCCAGCUCAAAAGGACUCAGCCUGUCCUUGGCACAGCAGCCUUGGCUUUCCGCUGGAACCAUCUCAGUCCAGCCAUCACCCUGCACCGGAUGCCCCUGUUCUGCGCCGAAAGCGCACCUCUGAGGGGGAGACAGCUGGAGAUAACCCGCAGUCCUCAAAGAUGGAGAGGCCAUCGGGGUUCUCCAAGCCUUCCUACAGGUCUAGGCCCGGGAGGCCCCAGAGUCUGAUUCUCUUCAGUCCCCCUUUCCCCAUUAUGGACCAUCCCUCCUCUUCAGCAGACUCCAGGGUGUUGUUAUCACCCAUAAGGAGCCCCACUCACACCACCUCUUCAAGCCCCAUUUGUGGCGAUCUGUCUGAGACUUCGCGGACAACGCCUGAGGGGGUGACGCUGCGAAACAAAAUGACCAUCCCCAAGAAUGGCCAGAGACUGGAGACCUCUACUAGCUGCUUUUACCAGCCUCAGAGGCGCUCUGUGAUUCUGGAUGGACGAAGUGGGAGGCAGAUCGAGUAGCAACUGCUUCUCUUAUUCCUUUUCCGUGGUGGAUGGGAUGGGAGUGUCCAAGACCAACUCUGUUGCCAUUUUGCUGUUCUUAUAACUAUUUUGUGCAAGAUGGACCCGAAUCCUUUACGGUUUCCUGCAAAGCAUUUUGCUACAGAGGGUCAUAGUCUUUUUGUCUUGCUUUUCCUUCCCUUUCUCACCCCUGCCUAGUCCCUCACUGUCUGCUUUUUUUUGUAAGCCAGUCCCAGGGAACUUGCAUUUCCUCAUACUUAUUGUCUAACAAGCCCUGUGAAAGUCUCAUCCUCCCUAUGGAAAAAAGGAAAAAUAAAUCUCGGUAUAAUUAGAAAAUAGGGCUGGGAGGAAACACUGUUCCAAAGCACUGCAGCCCAGGGUGCAGGGGCACAUCUGUUGAGAAGGUAAGUCCAGAUGUUUGGGACCUUCUUCCAUUGUUUCCCAGCCACCAGUGAAGGACCACGCCUAUCCAUUUCUGUUGUCUGAUUUAGACAGUGUAGAUGAACAGUGCAAGGAGACUGGGGAUAGCUGAAGAGAAAGGUGAAGCUGGCAUGAGCAAGUCAUACAGUGUGUGAGACACCCAAGGAUGUUCCAGUGGCAAACAUACAACCUGAAGGCACUGCCUCCAGCUCUGUCCUUGCAUCAAAGAUGUGCUCUUUCCAGCAUGUGCAAGGAACGAAAGUAGCUGGACAGGAAAUGCCUAGUUGUUCUUUUAAUCUUCCAAGUCCUGCUCAUGAGUUUUGUUGUGCUCAGCCACAUCUGCCGUGGGCAGACAACAUCCGUGUGGCUGGGGAAUGAGUGUGUAGCUGACUGUCCAGCGGUAGAGACUUCUCAGGCUGGUAUCAAUGAAAGCAAAGAUAUGGUCAUAACAAAGGCCAGUAUCAACUAUUUUCAUCAUUGCUUAAAGCCAGAUGACACCUCUGCAACUAUCUCCAGCUGUGCUCCACACUGCCAACAGCAGAGAAAAGCAAGAGGAUCUUCUGAUCUGCAUGGCCUUGGGCUAUUGCCCUCUUGCACCCUGACUGACAUAUCUUUGACCCUUGGUCUUUCAUUGCCACUGUGUGGCAUGUCCCCAGGUGCUUCUUCCUCCUUUAAACUUCCUCUCCUUGUGAUUUUACACUGUUUCUUUGACAGCAUGGCUGGUUGUCACCUCCCCGGCCCUCAGUGCUUUCACAUUGAUUAAGAGUAUGGUAAAGAGGAUUGUUUGUGGGACUGCAGAACAGAUCAUGAACAAUAUCCUGAGAGGGGGAUCUGAAGUGAAUUAAACUCUCUCCUGAAGGGCCGUUAUUGUUACAGGCAAAUACACGUUCUUAUAAGCAACAGCUGCCACGGGCAUAGAAUUAAAGCUUCCUUUAUAAAGCCUCUAACUCUGCAUUAACCACGGACUCAUCUAUUGCCUGGUAUGUGACUGUGGGCGAUUGCAAAGUCAGGUACAGCCUGUGUUGUCUCUGCAAUUUAAAUGUCACUAGUGACUAUGGAGGAGAUGGGAACACAGGUGCUGCUGCCAGCACUGAGAUUAUCCCUGAAAUGGUGCUUGCAGGGGCCAUCGUUCAUGGAGAUGUCUGAGUCUGUAGGCCCUCGGGUGUGUAUUAGGGGCUACAGUUUAAGCAGUAACUGAGCAUCUGGUCGGAGGUGCUGUAGCCACCACAAUGAGUGUUAGUCAGAAUUUCCCAAUGGAUGUAUGUUUAGGGCUUUUUUUCUGAAGUACUGGCAUUUUCAAAUUGUUAGCAAACUCAACCCAUGAGCUCUUGGUCUGUACUGAAUGUGUCACUUAAUUAGUGUCAUUGUGGCUGGAGGGCCCAGAGUCUGUACAGUGCUUCCUCUGCACUCUUUGAUUGCUAAAGGGGUGAGAUGCCAGAGUACUUUUGAGAAGUUCUGGGCCCACAAAUGCAAGGAAUAUAUCUUCAGCAGAAUUUUCUCCUGCCAUAUCCAAAGGGAGUGUGAAAAAACAAGAGGGCUUUUCCUUGUCACCAGUUGCAGUCUUUGAUCCUCCCCAUUGUACUCCUCACUUGUGCGUAACACAAUAUAAGAGGGAACAGAGCGGAGAACUAAGUCCGUGCUGUCAGUUUUAUUGAGGGAGAACAUUAAACCAGACGAGAGCUUGGAGUUCUUGUUUGGGUCCAUGUUGUCUCACAGAUGUCAGCUUAUGCUUUACCUGAGCAAGCCAUGGACGGCAGGUCUGGAAUAUGCAGCUACAUGACAAUUGUAUUAUCCUCCUCCCAGACCAUAAGAUGCCUGUGCAGCCUCCCAUUAAAACUAGGGGAUUUCCAGUCCUCCAUGCUCCUCAUAGUUAGCACAGCUCUUUGCUGCAUUUACAUGGCACCCAAAUGGCUUUUUUACUGCCUCAUGGGAAAGCUUUUAACCAUCACGGCUGGGUUAAUGGCAAAUGACUUGGAAAGGUGCGAUAUGAGGUAUUGUGAUAAGGCUUUAGAGAAAGUAAAAGUUGUGGAAGUGAUGCCCAGGUUUUUUUGGCAUCAACAAAAUAGUUUACUUUGGGCAGGGAUUUAUAUUCUCUCAGUUCCUAGAAGCUUUGACUGCCAAGGCAUCUGGAACAGAGCCAGCAAAGCUCAUGAAGUAAUGUAUCAAAAGAAAAAGAAAAUGUGAUGAAACCUUGGCACCUUAAAUUCAUUCUCCCCCCCCCGGCCUUGUUCUCAUAUAAGCUGAUCUAUGAACAAGAAGAGAUCUGGCAAUUUGUAUACAAUACACUGUCUCAACUCUUAACAGUGUUCCAGUAAGUAAUAGUGCUUUUGGCAUAAGUGGUGAAACUCCUGCAAGAGAAAAUUAUUAGAAAUCUUUACUUAAUAUUAAAGGUCAGCCUCAACUAAAAUCUGUAUCCAGACGAUACUUUUUAAGGGUGUUUCAGAACUUGAACUCAGAUCCAGGUCCUGGAUUUUAAUUACGCAGAGAUUCUGUAAUGAGAGCUCUAUUUUGUAGCUUGAUCCCAUCUCUACCCACAAUUGCAUCUCCAGCCUUCAGCUGAUGUAUCAAAUUUCCAAGAGCCUUAGCCAAGUGGGCUUAAUGCAGGCACGUCACUAUAGCUCUGUGGUCAAAAGUGGGCUUCUAUCAAGAGAGAUGAGAGAAAGCCCCGGAUCCUGCAGAGCUGGGAGUACUUGUUUAGUUGCAAGGUGCACCAUUGCACAGGUGUCACCAUUCCCAAAUCCAGACCCAGACUUCUGCAGAGUUUCUAAUGCUUGAUGAUGGAUCCAUGUUGACACUGAUAGUUGCAGUCAGCUUCAAGGAGCAGGGCUUGAUAGUUGGAUAGAUCCAGAAGACAGAAGCCAUCUCAGCCACUCUCAGAGUGGUGCUGACCGUGUGGUUGGAGCUUCCUGAGAUCCAACAUUACUAAGCCAUUCCUGAGGUCAGCUUCAGGGUCAGACCCAAUGUCAUCUUUGCUUCAGAGCCCUUAGGUUGUCCUCUGCCACCCUGCAGUAGCAGAUUGAACCUGAGACUGGAAGCUCUUCCAAAGUUCAGGGUUUUGCAGUGGUACCUGGUGGGUACCAAACUCCUGCCCUCCAGCACAACCCUGCAACACUAGAGACUUUAAGAAAGGAUUUUGGGGUUUUUGCCUGGUUUUGGGUUUGUUUGGUCUUUCCUGUGAAGCAUUAUGGAGAGGGAUAGAUCAGAUUUAUGGGAGAUGGGUCUGGCCCAGAAUUUGAAGAUUUGUGUAAGGGAGAGCCAGGUCGGUUGUUCUUGGCACUAUGGAAAGGACCUUCCUAAGUAAACUGUCACAUCAUUUGCAGCUCUGCAAGGAUCAUUUCAGGGACCCUGCAGUACAUUCGAGUCCCUUGAGACUGUGAAGAGUGUCAAGGCCACUCCCUAAUUUUGCAGAUGGCCCCAGUCUCAGUCAUGAUACUGUAUCACCAGCACGUGUUGCUUGUGCACUUUUACCAAUGGGAGACAAGUGACUAAAUUUCACCUAUUCUUCCCAUGUGGUCAGGGGGUUUGUGUAGCUUCUGUUAAGUGUAGCUCAGAGUGAAAUGGUUGGGCUGGCAAAGAUGGGAAUCCCCUGACGGAAAGGAGGAACACAGAUAAUGUUAGCUCAGGUAGGAGCUGCCUUAUUGGCGUGAGGGUAAACAGAAAUGAGGAUUGUAUUUUACCUUAUAAACCACAUUCCUCUGGGCUGUCCAUCCCAUGCUAUCACUUCAGAAAGACUGAAGCACUUCUUUUUUUCACCUUUAGAGCUUCAGAGGAACUUAGGUCUGCAUUAGAGAGCAUCCAUAAAGCCCUGCAACAUUUUCCCUCAUCCAGAGUCCAAAUGGUGCAAUCAAAGUCUUUUUCCUUUCUUUAUGAAUUCUGAAAUGCUUGUAGUGGUGAAUAUUGUGUUAAAUUUAUAUAUAUAUAUAUAUAAAAGAACAUUCUAUAUAAAUAUAUUAAAAAGAAAAUGUAAUUAAAACGAAGGAAUUGCCUAAAUAGAAUCCUGCACACCUGUGAAACUUGGGUUGAUGCAUGGAACUGUUUUCUGCUGCAACUUUUGUAGCACUGAGGGUGUGAGAUCAACUGGCUUUUUGCCCACAGAGGAGAAGCUAAUUAGUUCUGGCGAAUCUGUGGUGGGCAGAAGGCCUGAAUCUGCCUUCCUGGGCCGGAUCAUGUCCUGGGAGAGGAGGGAUGAGAUCAGGGGAGACCAGAGUGCAAGAACUGAUUUAGCUUUCCACCACAAGCUUCUCCCCAGUCCUUGAAAAUGCAAACAAUCUACUGGAGCAUAUGUUAGCUUUCAGGCAUGCCCAGGUUUUGCAGUUGUCCCUUUUGCCUCUCUCCAUCUCUAGAAAAAAAGAAAAUCUCUUGGGAUGGGUGUAGCUGGUCCCAAUUUGGUUUAGCUUUUGCUUGCUCCUAAUCAAUGUAAAGGUUUGGUGAUAACUAAUUCUGCUCCAAGCAAGGAAUGGAAAGCUUGCCACUGAGUUAAACUGGAGAUGGAGCAGGACUUUAACAGCCCUGGAAAGGAAGGAUGGCAGGAGGCAAGUGCUUCCUGAGGGCUCCAUGCAGCGGCCCAGACCUUAGAUCUUGUUCUUGCAGGCAGUGGUCCCCUUUGAAAUACUAUUUGCUGCCAGGUCAAGGGAAGGGCUGGAAGUCAGACACUGUGAAAAGGACUGUCCGCAUCCCACUGGCCCUGGUUUGUGAUUAUUUCUCCUGCUAGCUCUGAUGGAUUGUAUUUUUUUAAGCUUUGUUCUCUAUGUGGACUUGCUUGCCUUUGUGCCUUAUUGCUUUAAAAAAAGAAAG
This is a messenger RNA of Pygoscelis adeliae (Adelie penguin), 9639 nucleotides long. RefSeq names its product Rho GTPase activating protein 31 (gene ARHGAP31). NCBI's taxonomy places the organism in Eukaryota, Metazoa, Chordata, Aves, Sphenisciformes, Spheniscidae. The record is from RefSeq and is a predicted model, not a curated record. The transcript is spliced from 13 exons. The coding region runs from base 1 to 4425 and encodes 1474 amino acids. Gene Ontology annotation, molecular function: GTPase activator activity. Gene Ontology annotation, biological process: small GTPase-mediated signal transduction.